GAAGCUAAUGGUGGUUUGUAAUUUGCAGUCCAGGGAGGCUGGCAGGGGUGCCCCGGCUGAUAACCAUUUAGGCGCGGGGCCGUGCCACGCUCUCGGCGCGCGCGGGGGAAUGCACCGGAAUUAAGAAACCGCGUCCGGCAGCGCGUCUCGGCCACCGUACUCUGGGUUUACGGGAGCUCGCAGAGGACAAAAUUUCGCGCGCUUUUCCGGGGGCCGGUCUAACCUGGCUGGGAGGGAAGAAUUAGGAGACGCGGUGAAACUAGGUCCAAGGCGGGAAGCGCCUCGGUUAGAUUGAGGGAAAUAAAGAGGAUGUCCUUUGAGGGAUGAUGGGUGAGGACCUACCACAAGAGAAGCGCGGCGACGGCGGAAAACCGAGGGACUGGCGGGGUUCACGCUAAGGGAAGCUUGGACGAUACCAUCUACGGAUAGGGGGUUAGGGCGAUACCAUCUUGAGGGAGUUAGGGGGUGGCAAAGAACAGCCUUGGAAAGGCUACUUGGAGGAGGCGGGGCGCACGUGGGAACCUAAAGGGACCGGGCAGUCGCCCACAUCCGCACUUCCCUUCCCCAGCCGUCCCGAUCCUGCCAUGAGCGCUGCGGUGCGGACCGAGCCGCUGCGCGGGGAGCCGCCUCUGCUGGUGCGCGGCGACCCCUACUCGGUGGUGGUCCUGCUUCAGGGCUACGCGGAGCCGGAGGGGGUCGACGACGCGGUACGCGCCGACGGCUCCGUGACGCUUGUGCUGCCUCAGGCCUGGGGCUCAGCCACCGGCCACCAAGAGUCCCCGCCCCACAGCGGCGGGGCGAAGACCGCCCUGGAAGAGGCGGCCCGUGGCCCCAUCCUCGUGGACACUGGGGGCCCCUGGGCUCGGGAGGCGCUCCUGGGGGCCCUGGCGGGGCAGGGCGUGGCCCCUGGAGACGUGACGCUGGUGGUGGGCACCCACGGACACUCGGAUCACAUCGGGAACCUGGGGCUUUUUCCUGGGGCGGCUCUGCUGGUCUCGCACGACUUCUGCCUCCCCGGAGGCCGCUACCUCCCCCACGGGCUAGGCGAGGAGCGGCCCCUGCAGCUGGGCCCCGGGCUCGAGGUGUGGGCCACGCCGGGCCAUGGGGGCCAGCGGGACGUGAGCGUGGUGGUGGCGGGCACGGCCCUGGGCACCGUGGUGGUGGCAGGUGACGUGUUUGAACGCAGCGGAGACGAAGACUCAUGGCAAGCUCUGAGCGAAGACCCGGUGGCCCAGGAGCGGAGCCGGAAGAGGGUCCUAGGUACUGCGGACGUAGUCGUGCCUGGUCACGGAGCCCCCUUUAGGGUGGUCAGAGAAGCCCUUCAGCCACGGAACUGAUGUCCAGAAGACCAGAGGUCAGUGUGAUCGCUUCCAGCCCCCUUGCAAGAGGCCGGUUUUCCAGCGAGAACAGUCAUCUCUAUCACUGGUUCUGCAACCAAAACUAGGACCAAAGACUGGCUCAGCCGUGUGCCAUCUCUCGGGGUCCCCCGUAAAGUAUGAGAAUGUUCUUGGGAGGGUCGUCCAAAAUAAAAAUAGGCAACUGCAUGGAAAAUCAUAAAGCCCUAAGGUAAAUGCGAAUCCUUAAUGGAGAUAAUCCUGCAAAUUUGGUAAUUAGCAACCGCAACAGAGGGGCACUUGGGCCAAUUGCUUAUUUCUCACAAGAUGCAGGCUUGCUGAGAGAAGGUGCAGGGCACAGAAGUAACACCUUAAUCACCUGCCUUUGAUCCAUCUGUUCAUUGGAGGAAUGGUUCAAGCACUGCCCUAGGUCGUGGGGAUGCGACAGUGAGUAAGCUAGACAAACUCCCUGU
Mustela erminea (ermine) is the source of this 1807-nucleotide messenger RNA. It is a transcript of the gene MBLAC1, whose product is annotated as metallo-beta-lactamase domain containing 1. The coding region runs from base 585 to 1337 and encodes 250 amino acids. NCBI's taxonomy places the organism in Eukaryota, Metazoa, Chordata, Mammalia, Carnivora, Mustelidae. The record is from RefSeq and is a predicted model, not a curated record. The transcript has a single exon.